CCCAUAUGAAAGUCUAAAACCAAGUCAAACCCAAUUGUUUCAGGUAACAAAAAUUCAUAAUUACCCCAUAAAUAUCUAUACCUCUCAUCCGGUUAUCCGCCAUAAAUACCUCUCAUCUAGUUAUUCACCUCCUCAUGUUAUUGGAAUGAACAAAACUUUUCCCAAUUUCCAUGGUUUAUUGUGAGUAAGAACAGAGUAGAGGUGAGGAGUUUGUUGUGAGUAAGAACAGAGUAGAGGUGAAGAGUUCGGGGGAUUGAUUGAAUUUGUUACUCAAUUACUCAUUCGAGUAAACCAAUUUAUCGAGGAGAUGGAAGACGCAAGUGGGUCACGAGAGAUUAUAGAGAUCGAAGAAGAAAAGGAGGAAUUCAAACAAUUUGAUAUCGUUGUUGGAGACUACUCAGAUCAUCACUUCACCAAAUCAAAUCUUCCAAGCAAGAAAGUCAACAGCUUUAUCAAUCAGACUAGCAAGAGAAUCAUGCGUGAGUGGAAGAUCCUUGAGGAAAACUUACCCAAAUCGAUCUACGUUCGAGUCUAUGAAGGAAGAAUUGAUCUUUUAAGAGCCGUAAUCAUUGGAGCAUCUGGGACUCCUUACCAUGAUGGACUCUUCUUCUUCGAUUUCCUUUUCCCAGCUGAUUACCCUUCUCAACCACCAGCAGUUCACUACCACUCUUUUGGUCUCCGCAUUAAUCCCAAUUUAUAUGCAGGCGGGACUGUGUGUUUAAGCCUUCUAAAUACUUGGCCUGGAAAGAAGGAUGAGAGAUGGAACCCAUCUGAAUCAACAGUUCUACAGGUACUCCUCUCAAUCCAAGCUCUUGUUCUAACUGAGGAACCUUACUUUAACGAGCCUGGUCAUGGAAUCCUGCCUGGUAUCGAUUGGGACAAGAGGUCAUUGAUUUACAGUGAGAACAUAUUCGCAUUAUCUUGCAAGACAAUGUGGCACUUGCUACGGAAGCCUCCAAUGCAUUUUGAAGACUUCGUUGCAGCACAUUUUCGUGAGCGUGCACAGUUUAUUCUAAUGGCUUCUAAGGCUUAUAUGGAUGGUCUCGCAAAUGUUGGAUUUCUUGUGAGAAACGGGUCUCUCUCCUCUUCCUCUGCUACGGCCAACAAAUCGAAAAAAUUUAUGAUGGCAAUGGAGUGGCUUUAUCCAGCGCUCGUGAAGGCGUUCGAAAAGACUGGAGCUUCAGUGGGGAAAUUCGUCGAACAGGUAAAGGUAGAUAUAGAAGAAAUCGAGUCAAGACCUCGAACUGUGAGAAACAAGAAGGAAGGAUUUGCUAGGAAUAUUUUCAACAAAGUUAAGACGAUUUUAGGGUUUUUCAACUGCACUGCUUCUGGUUAGCACAAAAGGAAUUCUUGAAUAAGUGAAUUGUGAGAAAACACCUCAAGAAGGGAUGCAGGAUCUAAUUGGUCUUUUGAGAGCUUUUAAGGGUACUUUUGUCUUUCCAGUUCUCUCUCUCUCCUCCUCUGUUUAUUUUAUUUUAUUUUAUUUUUCUUUUC
This is a messenger RNA of Macadamia integrifolia, 1494 nucleotides long. Its product is annotated as putative ubiquitin-conjugating enzyme E2 38. The transcript has a single exon. The record is from RefSeq and is a predicted model, not a curated record. NCBI's taxonomy places the organism in Eukaryota, Viridiplantae, Streptophyta, Magnoliopsida, Proteales, Proteaceae. Gene Ontology annotation, molecular function: ubiquitin conjugating enzyme activity. The coding region runs from base 308 to 1336 and encodes 342 amino acids.